UCUACAUUGUCCUUGAUUUAGUUUGUCUUUCUUAUCGAAAGCAUUCAGUACAAGGAGUGAUCUCGAAAGUCUUCACCAUGGAAAGACUUCAUCACUGGUUAUCGCAAGUGUUGUUAUUAGCAGUAUUUUUAGUCAAGGAUGGACUUUCUAACUCUCCUUGUUAUUUUUAUCCAAAACAUGGCGUUAUACAAAACUGGUACCCCGACGGACAUUUCUCGGAAUCUACGCACAAUGACAAGCACCACUGGCAUUAUGAAAACAGUUACAGUUAUCAAUAUAACAGUCAAGGCAAAAGAAGCGUCUUGGUGAAAAGAUCAGAUCGCCAUGCAAAGUACUGCCAGCAUACCGGUCAACAUCAUCAGGAAGGCGGUAAACAUCAUAUUCGGGUUUACGAUUUCCAUAGUCAAAAUCAUAUAUGGGUUGAUGUUACUGGCGGACAUUGUGGGUCUCAUGAUUGUUGUGAAAGUGGUCAACCUGUGUUUAAUUACUGUCAGUCAAGUCCGUGUCAUAAUGGAGGUCACUGUAACAAUCACAAUACUGGAUUUACAUGUCAGUGUAGGAAUGGUUAUCAUGGAUAUAGAUGUGAACAUGCAACAACGGUGAUCUCAUACUCAUACAAAAACAGAUAUUAA
Messenger RNA from Mytilus trossulus (common blue mussel), 632 nucleotides. RefSeq names its product neurogenic locus notch homolog protein 2-like. Gene Ontology annotation, molecular function: calcium ion binding. The record is from RefSeq and is a predicted model, not a curated record. Bases 78 to 632 code for a protein of 184 amino acids. The transcript is spliced from 5 exons. NCBI's taxonomy places the organism in Eukaryota, Metazoa, Mollusca, Bivalvia, Mytilida, Mytilidae.